AGGGAUGCAAGAUGGUCAACCAUGCGAAACACAAUACUAUCAGUCUAUCAGCCAUCCCACCUUGCAAAAUUGGUGCCAACAAUGCAAGCAUUCAUCGAAUGUGCAACUCAGCACCUGGAAUCCAAAGGCGAGGACAUUACUUUCUCUGACCUCUCCCUCGUAUUGGCCACUGAUGUAAUCGGACAAGCUGCCUUUGGCGUCGACUUUGGCCUUUCCAAGCCACAAUCAAUUAGUGAUUCAAUAGAGAAUACAAGCCAUCAGCAAAACGAUAACGAAGUCCAGGACUUCAUUAAUCAGCACAUUUACUCCACAACCCAGCUUAAGAUGGACUUAUCAGGCUCCCUCUCAAUCAUACUGGGCUUACUUGUACCCAUUCUCCAAGAACCUUUUCGACAAAUUCUUAAGAGAAUCCCGGGCACUAUGGACUAUAAAGUAGAUCGAACUAACCAGAAUUUGAGUAGCCGGCUUGAUGAGAUUGUCUCGAAGAGAAUGAAAGAGGAGGACAGAGGUUCAAAGGACUUCUUGUCACUUAUAUUGAGGGCAAGGGAGUCAGAGACAACAGCAAAGAAUGUUUUCACCUCAGACUACAUAAGUGCAGUAACUUAUGAGCACCUACUUGCUGGAUCAGCAACGACCUCGUUUACUUUGUCUUCUAUUAUCUAUCUGGUUGCUGGGCAUCCAGAAGUUGAGAAGAAGUUGCUUGAAGAAAUUGAUGGUUUUGGCCCGCCUGAUCAGAUGCCAACUGCUCAUGAUCUCCAGAAUAAAUAUCCCUAUCUUGAUCAGGUGAUUAAAGAGGCAAUGAGAUUCUAUACGGUUUCUCCAUUGGUGGCAAGAGAAACAUCAGCACAAGUAGAGAUUGGAGGUUACAUUCUCCCAAAGGGGACAUGGGUGUGGUUAGCACUUGGGGUUUUAGCAAAAGACCCAAAGAAUUUUGCUGAACCGGACAAGUUUAUCCCAGAAAGGUUUGAUCCAAAUUGUGAAGAAGAAAAACAAAGGCACCCAUAUGCAAACAUUCCUUUCGGAAUUGGACCACGAUCAUGCAUUGGGCAGAAAUUCUCAUUGCAAGAAAUUAAACUCACACUGAUUCAUCUGUACCGGAAAUAUGUAUUUCGACACUCCCCCUACAUGGAAAACCCUCUGGAACUCGAAUAUGGCAUAGUUCUUAAUUUCAAGCACGGCAUCAAGGUUAGAGCCAUCAAACGAGCAUGAAAGCUGUUGAACAUGAUUUAAGUUCCUCGACAUGAGAGCUUGAUGACUGUUUUUUAAUGCCAUCCUAUCAGUGAUACUUGGCAAGUAGUAUUGGUUGAGCUAGUGAAGUCUAUUAUCCAACAUAGUUUCCACGACCGUUCACAGAUUGUAUUGUUGAUCCCAUCUAAAACUCUUUUUUUUUAUAUAUAUUAUUAAAAAAAGAAAAAACACAUGUUGCAAGAGACAUUCUUCCGAUCAUCAAACUGUGACUGGUUUAUGGAUUACACUAGAUCAUUUUUAUGUUAUCAAAAAAUAGCACUUCUUAG
Molecule: messenger RNA, 1514 nt
Organism: Ilex paraguariensis (yerba mate)
Lineage: Eukaryota; Viridiplantae; Streptophyta; Magnoliopsida; Aquifoliales; Aquifoliaceae
Source: the annotation of a GenBank genome assembly